Messenger RNA from Oxyura jamaicensis (ruddy duck), 849 nucleotides. Its product is annotated as caltrin-like protein 2. The record is from RefSeq and is a predicted model, not a curated record. Bases 471 to 701 code for a protein of 76 amino acids. NCBI's taxonomy places the organism in Eukaryota, Metazoa, Chordata, Aves, Anseriformes, Anatidae. Gene Ontology annotation, cellular component: extracellular region. Gene Ontology annotation, molecular function: peptidase inhibitor activity. The transcript has 4 exons.
GGACAGGGCAAUGGCAGGGACCACACGGGGCACAGAGGGGUGAUGCUUGUGCUUUUCCUGGUCCUUGCCCUGCCUGGGUACAAAACCAGGGGCAGCCCCGGGCUGUGUUUGCAGGACCACGGGAUGACCAGGGGCUGUGCACAUGGCUGGGGGGUGCCUUCCCCCCCAGGACAUCCCCCGCACCUGCUUCCAGCACAGCCCUGGGCUCUGCCUGCAGCAAGGAUCCCUUUGGGAAGCGUUGCACAAGCCCAGGUGCAGCCGCACAGGGCGGUUGUGCAAGGCAGGACCAGCUUUUUGAGCAACAGCACCAUCCCAUCCGCGUCUUGUGCAAAAGGCUUCCGGAAAACACAGGGGGAAAAGGCACAAACAUUGGCACCCCCCCAGCCUGCUUUCCACCCCCAUCCUCCCCCAGGAAUUUAAGUGCCAGCAUCCCCCAGGGACCACACACAUCUCCCAGGGGACGCGGCAGCAUGAGGUCCGUGGCAGCCCUCCUCCUCCUGGGGAUGCUCAUCGCCUGGAUGGAGCUGCCAGCAGGCACCGCCUGGUCCUGCCCGCGCAUCCGCAUCACCUGCGCCAGGCCCAACCCUCCGAACGCGUGCGACAGCAACUGGCAGUGCCCCCGCCACCAGAAGUGCUGCCAGGGCCCCUGCGGGAGGAGAUGCCUCUCACGCCCGCCCAAUGUCCCCGCGUCCCACGCGUGAGGUCCCAGCACAGACCGAGGGGCUUCUCCGGCUUCUCCGGACCUCCCCGGCUGCAGGACCGGCUGCCACACGAUGCUACCUGCUGUCUGCUCGCCCUCUCCCUUCCCUUCCCCGCUGCUGUUACAAAUAAAGGAGCUUGUCCCAGGAG